Molecule: messenger RNA, 4514 nt
Organism: Panicum hallii
Lineage: Eukaryota; Viridiplantae; Streptophyta; Magnoliopsida; Poales; Poaceae
Product: COP1-interacting protein 7-like
Exons: 13
Coding region: 372-4193 (1273 amino acids)
Source: RefSeq, a predicted model, not a curated record
CAGCAGCAGCAGAAGCGGCGGCAGCGGAGCUCUCUCCACCCUGUCUGGUUGUAUGUCUGCAGUCUGCACUGCACCUGCACUCAACCACCUCCCACACUCUCUACGUCUUUCUCUGCCCCAAUAUUUCAUUAUUUAUUUCCGAUUGCUAUUUAUCUCUUCUUUUGUUCUUUCAUUUGUACAACAUUUCUCCGAUUGCUCAUGUUCUUUGAUUCCCUUCCGUGUGUUACCGAAAUUCUCCUUCCUACCAGCAUUUUCCUCCUCCAAAAUCGAUGCUGGCCUCCAUUUGUCUUCUGAUCCAAGCCGGCUGGAAUCCUCCAUCUCCUACCUGCAAGAUCUGAUACUCAAGGGGAAUCGAGUACAACUGUCCUGCAAUGAGGCCGGAGAAGCGGCUUGAAUCGGCGGUGUUCCAGCUCACCCCGACCCGCACCAGGUGCGAUUUAGUUGUGGUGGCGAAUGGACGGAAGGAGAAGAUAGCCUCUGGUUUGCUUAACCCAUUCGUCGCACAUCUUAAGGUUGCACAAGAGCAGAUUGCCAAGGGAGGCUAUUCCAUCACACUUGAGCCAGAUCCAGAGAUUGAUGCAUCAUGGUUUACCAGGGGAACAGUGGAGAGAUUUGUUCGUUUUGUCAGUACACCGGAGGUCCUGGAGCGGGUCACAACAAUAGAGUCUGAAAUAUUGCAGAUUGAAGAUGCCAUUGCCGUCCAGGUCAAUGAAAGUCUUGGUUUGAGAUCUGUAACUGUGGAAGACCAAAAUGGGAAAUCAGUGGACUGCAUGGAAGGUUAUAAGACAAGUUUUGAUCCUGAUGCAGAUAUGGCACUUGUUCCAUAUAAGGCUGGCACACAGCCAACUCUACCAGUGCAGAAUAAUGGUGGCACUCAGGAGGAGAAUUCAAAAGCUCAACUGCUCAGAGUGUUAGAGACUCGCAAGACAGUAUUACGUAAAGAGCAGGCUAUGGCCUUUGCACGUGCUGUAGCAGCAGGGUUUGAUAUUGACAACUUGGUGUAUUUGAUCACAUUUGCAGAGCGUUUUGGUGCUUCUCGCUUGAUGAAGGCAUGUACACAAUUCAUUGGGCUGUGGAAGCAAAAGCAUGAAACUGGACAAUGGAUUGAAGUUGAACCUGAAGCAAUGUCUGCACGCUCCGAAUUUCCUCCUUUUAAUCCUUCUGGCAUUAUGUUUAUGGGGGACAGCAUGAAGCAAACUAUGGAAACAAUGUCUGUUUCCAACGGAGAUGCAAGCGAAGAUGCUUCUAAAGCAGAUCAGAGGACAACUCAGCACUCUGGAGCUCCCCAUGAGUUCUUCCAUGGUCCAUAUCAGUCAGCAUAUCCACCGUGGGCUAUGCAUCCGCCUUACUCUAUGCAAGGCAUGCCUUACUAUCCUGGAAUGAACCCAUAUUACCCUCCCCCCUACCCCCCAAUCGAUGAUACCAGGUACCACCACUCUGAAAGGAGAGUAUCAAAGAAAUACUCCUCAGAUAGCAAGGACUCAGAAACUUCAGAUGACGAAAGUGACCAAAGCGGUUCAGAGAGGGAGACUUCUUAUGGUCACAGGUCCCAUAACAAGAAUAAAAGGACAGGCAAGAAGAAGCCCAGUGUGGUUGUCAUACGGAACAUAAAUGUAACAUCGAAAAGGCAUGGAUCAUCGGAUAUUGAAUCACAAACAGGUUCAGAUGUAGCAUCUGAGGACAGUGAUGAUCUGAACACCAAGUCCAGAAAGAAAAAGAAUAAGAGCUCAAGUUCAAAGAAGAAAGAUGCUAGAAAGAUCAUCCGUGAGUCUGCAGAUGAUUAUAAUAAGGAUGAAAUGUCAUAUGGGCAAGAUGGAGAUCAAGGGAACUGGAAUGUCUUCCAAAGUUUCCUGCUAAGAGCUGAUGAGAAGACAAGAGAUAGUGAUGCUGACCUGUUCGCCAGUGAAAACAAAUCACCCCCAGCAAGGAAGAAGGAGAGCACAAGCAUUGAUGAUUCUAUUCUCUUGACAGAGCGAGAUUCUGCUGGUGCCAAUGAAUGUAAUACAGUAGGUUUCAACAUAGAAAAUGGGAGGACUAGGCCGCGUCAGAUGCUGUCUGGUGAUGAACUUAUGAUGUCUGGGCAAGGUAGUGGCGUUGCUAGUGAUGGCAUAAAGAAGAUUGAAGGUGGAGAUGUGAGAUACAGGAGAGGAGCAAGUGAUGACUUCAUGAUUUAUGGGCAGGAAAAGUCAACAGACAGAGGGAGUUCUUUAGACCCUCUUGCAGAAGCACAGUACAAGAACCCCACACUGGUGGGGAAAAAUGCACACAGCAUGGCAGAUGAGUCCUUCAUGAUACCUCUUAGGUUCAACUCAGAUGAUAAUCUUGGACCAGAAAGUCGUACUGCCAUUGACAUAGAUGUUGAGCUUCCCUCAACUGUUCAGAAGAUAUCAGAUGCUAAAGCUGGUGGUCAGCUUUUCUAUGAGCCAGAUGAGUUGAUGCCAGAGCGUGGAUGCGAAAACAUUUCAUUUGGAUAUGAUCCAGCAAUGGAUUACAGUCAGAUGCAGAGCCAACCUGCCACCAUGGUUGAAGAUUCACCUGUGGAAGAGGCAGCGUUGACCAAUGCUGAUGAAGUAAAGAAGCCAGAGAAAGAUAAGAGGAUAAGAAGUUCGCAGGAGAGUUUGGAUAAACGAAGGAAAGAUGCUUCAAUGAGGAGAUUAUCAUCAUCAAAGGGCCCAAUGACUGAUGCACAGAAACGCGCACAAAACUUGCGAGCAUAUAAAGCGGAUCUUCAAAAGGCAAAGAAAGAGCAGAUUUCUAAUAAUUUGCAACAUGGAAUUGGCGAUUUUUCGCAUUUCCAGGAAGAGGAACAGAUGAAACGGCUAGAGAGGCUUAAGCUGGAGAGGCAAAAGAGAAUCGCUGCAAGAAGUAGCACUUCCAGUGCAUCAACCACACCGCAGCAGCCCAAAGUGAAACCUUCUUCCAAGGUUUCUCCCAGUACCUACAAGAGCUCAAAGUUCAGUGAUGCAGAACCUGCAUCCUCUUCACCUCUCAGAAAAGUUCCUGCCAAAACUACCCCAGGAACUGACCCCCAUCCCCAAAAAACAGCAAAAGCAAGCAAACUAAUUGGUAAUACAAAUGCAGUUAGUAAGUCAACCUCAUCAUUGACAGAUAUGAAGAAGGAGAAAAGUGGGAAAGCCGAAUCGUCCAGUGAGCGAUUGAAAAAACUUGCUGAACCUAAAACCAGCAGUUUGACUGACCAUCCUUUGAAUCCCAAGUCAGCAAGCGUGGACCACCCACGGAGAAGAAGCAUGCCACAGGAUACCCAAAGAAAGAAAAUUUCAGCUAUAAUGCAACUUGACCAGAGUAAAUCAGCAACACUACCAGAACUGAAAGUCAAAUCCCCACAAGCUCCUGCUGUUGUGAAUAAUGCAGUUGCUGCCAAAGAAAAGAAAGUGGUUUCACAUGGAGCUGAAGCUCCUACAACAGAAACUUCUGGUGUAAAUAAAAUUAAUGGUAACAUCUCAAGGAUGAACAGCAGUGAUGACAGUGUGGUGGUUGAGAAAACUGUUGUGAUGCUUGAAAAUGAGGUGGUUUCAACACCUCCAGUCAUUCUACAUUCUGGAAGAAAUGCAGCAAAGGAAACUUCUAGUGAUGACAGGACAGAGAAGCCCAGUCCAGAAUUGGAGUAUACUGCCAUCAGAGGUCCACCUUCUCCACUUUUUGUUCCGGAUGCUGAGAGCUCUGUCACCAACGGACCUGAUGACCAGGGGAACUCAUACGAGGUGGUGACCGAGUGUCGAAAGGAUGAACCUGAGAGGCCAUCCUUGGCUGCCAUGGAGAAACCCUACCAGGCCCCUUUUGCUAGGGUAACAUCGCUGGAGAAUGCUUCAGACUACAGUCCAUUGCCUGUGCGAGAAUCAGAAUCACUUGUGCCUGCAGAUAACAUUAAGGCUCGAGUACCUGAUCCUGUGCACUCUUCAGUUGACGGCAAUGAGGUAAAUGAAAAACCUCGAAGCAAAGAGCCAAAAGGAUUUAGGAAACUUUUGAAAUUUGGCAGGAAAAGCCAUGCUUCAGCCUUGACCGAGGGUGCAAUGGAUUCCGAUACAUCAUCAGUUGAUGAAGCCCCAGCAGGAGAUGGGUCGAUGCUGAAGAAUCUCAUUUCACAAGAGGACUCUGGUGCUUCUUCUAAAGCUUCUCGGUCGUUUUCCCUGCUGUCACCAUUCCGCAGCAAGCACAAGGUGAUUGUACUGUGAACAUGGAUCAGCAGCAGUUGGUAGGAAUAUCACAGUACAGUACAUACUUUUGGGGAUGAGUUUGGAACAGCAUCGUUUUUCUUUCUAGUAUAUACACGAAUACGUAAUUACGUACAUACUAUACGGUGGCCUCGUCUGUAAACAGCCUAUGUGAAGCUUAUGUAUGAUGGUUGGUUGGUUUGCAUUGCAUUUGUACAUUCCCCUGCAAUUUUGUACCCAAACUAUUGGUGGUGUCGUGUGAUGGUACACUCCAGCUGCACCGCAGUUCUUGUAUGAUUGUGAAAGGAAUAUAAUACAGCCUGUCAGCAUCUUAAAAUCAAA